Molecule: messenger RNA, 1093 nt
Organism: Alosa alosa (allis shad)
Lineage: Eukaryota; Metazoa; Chordata; Actinopteri; Clupeiformes; Clupeidae
Gene: stc1
Product: stanniocalcin 1
Exons: 4
Coding region: 262-1026 (254 amino acids)
Biological process (GO): intracellular calcium ion homeostasis
Cellular component (GO): extracellular region
Molecular function (GO): hormone activity
Source: RefSeq, a predicted model, not a curated record
AUAGUGAUGAUCAUCCCUAUAUAAACUGCGACCUGCGCUCCUGUCAUGCACGCCAGAAGAAAUCAGUGGGCUGAUCGCCCGGCGGGGACCGAACCACAUCCCUUGAUGAUACUUGUAAAACGACGUUUCAUCAAUAUUGUAAGCUCUCGUCAACAGCACGCUUCGACCAAACUCCAGCCCGAAUCCAUCACAUUUUCUCAGAGUCUAAACCACCGAAAGAUUCCUUUUUUAUUUACAGAGCACCGGUAAUUUUUGUGAGCAAUGCCUCUGAGGUCCGGACUUUUUCUGCUUGUAGUGCUGAUUGCAUCUGCAUAUGAACUGGAUCAGAAUGAAUCCUAUUCGCCCAGGAGAACGCGUUUCUCCUCCAACAGCCCUUCAGACGUAGCUCGCUGUCUGAACAGCGCCCUUCAGGUGGGCUGUGGCGCCUUCGCCUGUCUGGAGAACUCCACGUGUGACACAGAUGGCAUGCAUGACAUCUGCAAGUCCUUCCUCUACAGCGCGGCCAAAUUUGACACUCAGGGCAAGGCCUUUGUGAAAGAGAGCCUAAAGUGUAUCGCAAAUGGAAUUACGUCGAAGGUCUUCCUGACAGUGCGGCGGUGCUCAACGUUUCAGCGCAUGAUCUCGGAGGUGCAGGAGGAGUGCUACAGUAAGCUGGAUAUCUGCACUGUGGCGCGCUCCAACCCUGACGCCAUCGCUGAGGUGGCCCAGCUCCCCAGCCACUUCCCCAACAGGUUCUAUGGAAAACUUCUGCAAAGCCUGAUGGAGUGCGAUGAGGAGACGGUGGACCUGUUGCGGGCCAGCCUGGUGACCCGCUUGGGCCCGGAGAUCACCAUGCUCUUCCAGCUGCUCCAGAGGAAACCGUGCCCGUCCGUCUCGUCAGACCCAGCUGUGCCUACGGGCAUGGAGGCUCGGGGCGGCUGGAGGUGGGCAGUGGGCCCCCCCAUUUACAAGAGCCAGCCCAGCCUGCGCAACAGGGACUCUGCUAGCCUGUUUGGGAAGAAACACAGCAACGGUGACAGUUCUUAAUCUCUCUCUCUGCUACAUGACAAAAAUAAAUAAAUCAACCAUCAAAAUUUAACACAAAACACACAGC